AAACGAGAUUCAAGAUGGCAGACGUCCUGAGAGGGCGAAACGUUGCCGAUGGUCAAAAUAAUGACAGAAAACAAGGGAAAUUGGAUGCCAAUAUAUCGCAUGAAGAGUCUGACGCUGCCCUCAAGAAAUAUGAAAAGGGCCUGGAUGUGUGGGUGCAGGAUGACACGCUAGUCUGGGUACAGGCCACCGUCGUGGGCACCAUGAAAGACGGCAGGAUCAUCGUCAGAGUUGGGCCUGGCCAGGAUUCUGUAGUGUGGGUGAAGGGAGACUACCCACAGCUGUGUGGGGAGAACAACUUUGUGGACACAGAAGACCUCACCAGACUCAACCCACUAACAGAGCCAGCAGUGUUACACUGUAUCCAUGAGCGGUACAAGCAGGGUGAGUACUACACCACAGCAGGCAUCACCCUGGUGGCAGUCAACCCUUUCAGCACUGUCCCCAGCCUCUACAGCCAGGCAAAGAUACAGCUCUACAGCUCAGCACUGCCACAGGACAUAAAGGACCUGCCACCCCACGUGUUUGCAGUAGCACAGCAGGCCUUCGGUAACCUGUCCAGAGGCCUGGGGAGCCAGGCUAUCAUUGUCAGUGGGGAGAGUGGAGCAGGCAAGACCUGGACGGCUCGAUGUCUUAUGAGAUACCUGGCGACAACUUCAGCAGGAAAGAGGCUACCUGGGCAAAGAACUCCAACCAGUAUUGUGAAGAUAGAGAAGAGAAUACUUGACUCCAACCCUAUACUGGAAGCAUUCGGAAAUGCUGGAACAGUGAGGAACCACAACAGCAGUAGGUUUGGAAAGUUUAUUCAGCUGCAGUUCAACAGGUCUUGCCAUCUGGUUGGUGCCUCCAUACAGACCUAUCUGCUGGAGAAGACCAGAGUUGUACACCAGGCACAGAGAGAGAGGAACUACCACAUCUUCUACCAGCUGUACCAUGGCAUCAGUGAUGAGGAGAGAGAGUUACUGGGACUGGGAGGAGGGGAAGAGGAGGAGGAAGAGGAGUACCAGUUUGAGUGGCUCCCUACAGAUGACUCACAGAACGACAGUGAUGAAGACUGGUCGUCUUUUGCCAUUACCCGUCAGGCUAUGACAAGUUUGGGUAUCGGAAAGUGUCAGCAGCAAGAGAUAUUCAUGCUCCUAAGUGCCAUUCUGCACCUCGGAAACAUCGUGUUCAACAGUGAGGCUCAUGAUGACGGCUGCCCCUGUACUAUAGAGGAGGACAGUCAAAGAUGUCAGCGUUCUCUGCGUACCGUAUGUUCGUUGUUGGGUGUGGAUGAGGAUGCCCUGGGAAGAUGCCUGACGUACCGACGGAUCACUGCAGCGCCAGGCCGCAGGAAAAGUGUCUUCAUGAAGCCCUGCAAGCCUGCCGAGUGUCUCGCCAGGCGGGACUGUCUCGCUAAACUGCUCUACGCAAGGUUGUUUGACUGGAUUGUGGACAUCAUAAACAAGAACAUCUGUGGGGAGCAAGUAGAAUGGAAGUCUUUCAUUGGUUUGCUUGAUGUCUAUGGGUUUGAGAGUUUCCCUGACAACAGCCUGGAGCAGCUGUGCAUAAAUUAUGCGAAUGAGAAGCUCCAGCAGCAUUUUGUGCACCACUUCCUCAGAGCUCAACAGGAGGAAUAUGAGGAGGAGAUGAUCCCCUGGAACUACUGUCAGUUUGUGGACAACAGAGACUGUCUGGAACUCAUUGAGGGGAAGAUCAGCGUCUUUGCACUCGUCAACGAGGAGUGUCGGCUGAACCGUCCCUCAGACAGCCUCCAGCUUGCCGACAGGAUCCACUCGACCCUGGGGGCCAGCAGACACAUCUCCCGACGUAAGUCCAUCCAGGGACAGGCUGCCUUCACUGUGCACCACUACGCAGACAGGGUCUCCUACCAGCUGGAUGGCUUCGUGGAGAAGAACAAGGAUGCUGUGCCUGAGGAACUGAUGGAACUAAUCUCACAGAGCGGGAACAAGUUUGUGAGCAGCUUGGUCGGAGGCAUGGCCGUGACAGAAGAUCCCUCUACCAAAAAGGGGAGGACAGCUAGGACUGUAGUCUCCAAGUUCAAGGCUUCCCUUGACAAACUGAUGCAAACCCUUGAGUCCACCUCCCCACACUACAUCCGCUGUAUCAAACCCAACAUCCAGUCCAGGCCUGGUGUCUUUGACAGGAAACACGUUGAGAGCCAGCUGCAGGCGUGUGGGGUUCUGGAGACAGUGAACAUCAGCAGGCUGAGUUACCCCUGCCGCCUGGCCUACCCAGCAUUCCUGGAGAGGUACGGCAUCAUCAUGAGGACUGCUGCAGAUCAGGCUACCAGUAGCAGGUCGAGUGUGUCCAGUUUGUCCUCCCUGUCGGAUGAAAACCUGGACACAGAGAACAUGGACCCACAGGAGAUCCUCCUGAGAAGGAACCUGGCAGCAGGUGGAACACCUGGAACACCUGGCAAGAGGAGGAGGAGGAGGACAGCAAGAAGAACAGCUGUAGGGAUUGAGCACCAUGCAAGGCAGUGCUGCCAGGCCAUCCUGAGAGUAGUGUUUGGACCCAACCUCACACAGCAGCAAGUGCAGUAUGGGAAGACAAAGGUGUUUCUGGGACAUGGCAUGUUUGACGAGUUGGAGUCUGCACGAGCCCGCCUGCUAUCCCAGAAUGCCUUCACCAUCCAGUGCUGCUGGAGGAGGUACAAGCGGAGGAAGGUUGCCAUGGCAACAGCCGCACUCACCAUCCAGAGAUACUUCCGUGGAUGGAAGGCUCGGCAUUACAUCAGAACCCUGCACUGGGCAGCUCGCAUCAUCCAGAGGGCCUUCCUACAGCACAUGCUGAGGAGGGUACAGGACAGACUGGAGGAGGACACAGAGGACUCAAUACUCGGGCUGGAGGAGGAGAUGGAACAUGCCCUGUCCGGCAUCGACCUUGACCCCAUUGUCAUGGAUCACGAGGCCCCGGUUACCUUGGAAACAAGCCAUAAUGAUACAGUUGGCGACAUGGCGGACACCCGUGAGUUUGAAGCUCAGCUGAGGUGGAGAAUGGAAGCCGACUGCAGUGGGAGGGAGUCCAGUCUGUAUGAAGACUCGCUGACAAUCCGAGAAAUGGGGACAUACGACAAUAGGUUUUCUGGGGAGAGAGAACAGAGAAGGUGGCUGGACAGGACAAUCUUCCAGAGAGAGGGAAUCGCCUCCAUAAGACAAGUUCUCAAGGGUCCCAUUGUGCUGCAUGUGAAGUCUUCUGUACUUGCCUUCUCCAACACCUGUCCAUGGAUCGACACUGCCUACAGUCUCUCUGAUGUACUCAGGUUUUAAAGACAUUUCAUCUGCCACCAUAAAAGACUAAUAAUCAUGUAUAUGUCUGUACAUGUGUAAAAAGCCAUACUUUCCUUGGAUCUGAUACCCUUGCAGCAAUACUGCUUUAAGAGCAGUUUUCGAACCUUGAAAAAUUGCUUCUAUAGACAAGAAAUAUAUUAUGCAAGUAGACAUGCAGCUUUUCCAAUAAAUUUCUGUACAUUUCUAGGACAUUUUGUGUAGGGUGAAGUAAGGAUUAUCAAGAUGUACCUUGCCUUUAAUUAUCAUACAUAAAUGGACUACAAUCGUUCCAUGUCUGGCAUUUUCUUUUCCCUCCUUAUGUAUAA
Messenger RNA from Branchiostoma belcheri (Belcher's lancelet), 3595 nucleotides. RefSeq names its product unconventional myosin-XIX-like. The transcript is spliced from 27 exons. The coding region runs from base 15 to 3269 and encodes 1084 amino acids. Gene Ontology annotation, molecular function: actin filament binding; ATP binding; microfilament motor activity. Gene Ontology annotation, cellular component: vesicle; myosin complex; cytoplasm. The record is from RefSeq and is a predicted model, not a curated record. NCBI's taxonomy places the organism in Eukaryota, Metazoa, Chordata, Leptocardii, Amphioxiformes, Branchiostomatidae. Gene Ontology annotation, biological process: vesicle transport along actin filament; actin filament organization.